UUUAUCAGAGAAUGAGCCGGGUCCACGGUGAGAAAAAGACAGAUAGAGAGAGGCACAGAGAGAGAAGCGUGAGAAACGGAGAUACAGAGACGAGAUUCAGAGUCAGGAACAGCCAGUAAUUACCUUCCAGAGUCUGAACCAAUCAAGAGCCAGAGGGAGAGAGACAGAGGGGGAAAGCCCAUUUAGAUUCACAGUCUAUUCCUGAGCAGGAAGAUAGACCGUGUGUGUGUGUGUGUGUGUGUGAGUGUGUGUGUGUGUUUGGUCAGAGUCAGAGAAAGGGGACAGGAGUGUUUUCUUUGGAGCAGCGCAGCUCAUCCUUCUCUUCUUUCCUGAAUCCUGUUGGGUAAAAACAGACGAACAAGAUGAACCACAGCUCAGCUGAAGCAGAGGCUGAAACCAUUGAACCACUGCGUUACCUCAGUAAAGGGGAGGCUGCAGCCAUUGAGACAGAGCUGCUGAGGGACUACAGGUUUGGCCAGCAGCAGCUGAUCGAGAUCUGGGGACAUGCCUGUGCCAUUGCCAUCACUAAGGCCUACCCUCUCAGCUCCAUGGGAAAGAAGCAGCCGACGGUGCUGGUAAUCUGUGGCCCGGAUCAAAAUGGCUCUAUUGGCCUGGUGUGUGCCCGACACCUGCGCAUAUUUGAGUAUGAGCCCACCAUCUACUACCCUAAGCGGUCCUCUCACAGUCUCCACCAGGAUUUCACAGUUCAGUGCGAGAAGAUGGACAUCCCCUUCCUCUCCUAUCUCCCCACAGAGGUGCAGCUGAUAAAUGAUGCCUACAACCUAGUGAUUGAUGCCAUCCUGGGACCAGAGACAGACCUUGCCAAUGUUAAGGAGCCCUACUCGGGAAUUCUGGUCACCCUCAAACAAGUCAAGAUCCCCAUUGCCAGUGUGGACAUGCCCUCAGGUUGGGAUGUGGAAGAGGCAAGUCAGGACGGGAUCCACCCAGAAGUUCUCAUCUCACUCACAGCGCCCAAGAAGUGUGCCACCAGCUUCUCGGGAAAGCAUUUCUUGGCUGGACGCUUCCUGCCGUAUGACAUCCAGAAAAAAUACGAGUUGAAUCUCCCAGAGUAUCCCGGCACAGACUGUCUUAUAGAGUUGUAACACAUGCAAAAAAAAAAAAAAAAA
Myripristis murdjan (pinecone soldierfish) is the source of this 1127-nucleotide messenger RNA. It is a transcript of the gene yjefn3, whose product is annotated as YjeF N-terminal domain containing 3. Gene Ontology annotation, molecular function: NAD(P)HX epimerase activity. The transcript is spliced from 6 exons. The record is from RefSeq and is a predicted model, not a curated record. Gene Ontology annotation, cellular component: mitochondrion. The coding region runs from base 363 to 1103 and encodes 246 amino acids. NCBI's taxonomy places the organism in Eukaryota, Metazoa, Chordata, Actinopteri, Holocentriformes, Holocentridae.